AUGGAGGGAUUCGACAAGACGCAGGAUGGGUUGUUCCCAAUGAGCGUUCACAUUGAUCAAAAGGGAUUCAUAUGGGUAAACAUGGAUGUUGCAAGGGAGGUGGCAUGGGAAGAUGACUUCGAAGGAGUUGACACGCAGCCUCAGAUGGACAGCUUCAACUUUGAUAAUUACCGGUUCAACCAUACGUGGGAGAUGGGUGGCGAUUACAAUUGGAAGGCGUUAGCUGAUAAUUACAAUGAGUGCUAUCAUUGUCCGACAGCUCACCCGGAUGUAGCUGGUAUCACCGAUCUGAAACUAUACGCGGUCAGCACUCAAGGGGGGCAUAUUCAGCACUUCACCAACGCGGAGAAUAUAGCCAUGGACGAGGGACAGAGGGUCCGCAGCACAUAUUACUUCCCCAAUGCCUGCAUGACAGUGACACCUUUCUUCUUUUACAUGAUGAGGUGCGUGCCUACGUCAGCCACUCAUUGCUCCGUGGAGUACGAAGUCUAUCGACACAAGGACGCCUCCGACGCGGAGUUCGAAGCCAUUGAUUCCAUGUACAAGCGGGUACUCAACGAAGACAAGUGGCUUUGCUUCAACACGCAGAAGAACUACGCUGCAGGUGUCUACGUUAGUGGCGAGAUGCAUGCAAGAAUGGAUAAGGGGCCGUUGUUCGUCCAGAAAACUGUGCGCAACCUUGUUCGGCAGCAUCAUGAGCGCGAAAGGCAGCUGGGUCGCGAGAUAUGGCCUGCUCGGCAGGUUUUGCCAGAUUCGGCAACACGGGUACAUGAAGACGAGGCUUUCUUGUGCGAUCUGAAAUGUCAGACUGACAAGCUCGAGUGGUAG
Alternaria arborescens is the source of this 828-nucleotide messenger RNA. RefSeq lists its product as hypothetical. The transcript has 2 exons. Gene Ontology annotation, molecular function: iron ion binding; 2 iron, 2 sulfur cluster binding. NCBI's taxonomy places the organism in Eukaryota, Fungi, Ascomycota, Dothideomycetes, Pleosporales, Pleosporaceae. The record is from RefSeq and is a predicted model, not a curated record. The coding region runs from base 1 to 828 and encodes 275 amino acids.